AUGUCUCAACAAGUAAUUGUAGCGUCCUGUUCGCUCAAUCAGUGGGCACUCGAUUGGGAGGGAAACCUGGCUCGUAUAAAGGCAAGCAUCCAGGAGGCUAAAGCCCGCAGGGCAAGCGUUCGUGUUGGAUCUGAGCUCGAGAUAUGUGGCUACGGCUGCUUGGACCACUUUCUAGAGGACGACAUCUACACAAAUUCCUGGCAUAUGCUCCUCGAGAUUCUCGGUGAUGAGACCUGCAACGAGGUACUUCUUGACAUCGGUAUGCCGGUGAAGCAUGGCAAGCAACGCCUUAAUUGCCGUAUCAUAGCGCUCAAUGGCAAGAUCAUCCUGAUACGUCCCAAGCUAUGGCUUGCAAACGAAGGCAAUUACAACGAGACGCGUUACUUUCACGCGUGGAGCACGCCCAGCUACCUCGAGGAAUAUCACUUGCCUCCGCAAGUGGCAGCCGCCCUCGGUUACAGAACAGUCCCGCUCGGAGAUGCCAUUGUGUCAACUCGAGAUGCGGCGAUGUACAGCGAAGACCUCCUCACACCUGGUUCGCAGCACUAUGAAUUAGUUCAAAAUGGCGUUGACAUCUUCACUGUAUCAGCUGCUUUCCAGCAGAGCGUUGGCAAAACAUCUGCUCUACUCCAGCAUAUGCAACAAUUGGUGAAAGAGAGUGGAGGAAUCAUCAUAUAUUCCAACCAGAAGGGUUGUGACGGAGACCGGUUCUACUAUGGCGGCAAAGCCACUGUUAUGGUCAAUGGCACGAUUGCGGCGCAGGGACUGCAGUUUACCCUGAACGAUGUGGAAGUAGUGACAGCCAGAGUCGACUUGAACCAAGUCCGAUGCUACCGUCAGGACGUUGGACGACUGGGUGGAACCCCGUCCAAAGGUCCAGCUUACGAGCGCAUUAAGGUGGACUUUAGCCUUUCGAGGUCGAACGCUGGCGCCAACGAUAGUGGUCGUCAUGUUACACGUCAACCCCUACGAACACACAGCCCCGAAGAAGAGCUCGUCUUGGGGCCAGCAUGCUGGCUUUGGGAUAUGCUCCGGCGUAGCAAAGCAGCAGGCUUUCUUUGCCCUCUCAGUGGAGGCAUCGACUCAUGUUCAACGGCAACUCUGGUCUAUGGUAUGUGUCGAGUCGUCAUGGCCGCAGUUCAGGAAGCAAACGAGCAGGUUGCAGCAGACUUGAAACGCAUCAUCAGGUAUCCGCAAACCGAGGACGGUUGGCUCCCAUCUACACCUGAAGAGCUGUGCAACUGCAUCCUCCACACCAUGUACAUGGGUGUCACUGCUCACUCAUCGGCCGAGACACGCUCCCGUGCGCAACGACUUGCCGACAACAUCGGCGCGUACCACUUCGAUAUGAGUAUCGAUGGUUUGUUCGAGGCGCAGAAGAAACUGCUUGGACAGUUCACGAAUUAUGAGCCCAAGUUCAGCAUUUACGGAGGCAGCAAGGCGGAGAACCUGGCUCUCCACAACAUCCAAGCCCGCGGGCGUAUGGUGACGGCAUACUACUUCGCUCAGAUGUUGCCGACGAUUCGAAAGAGGCAAGGAGGUGGUGCACUCCUUGUUCUGGGCUCUGUCAACCUAGAGGAGUGCCUGCGGGGCAACGUGACAAAACACGACUGCAGUUCCGCUGACUUGAGCGCCACAGGGGGUAUGUCUAAGCUGGAUAUCAGACGCUUAAUCCGCUGGGCACAGACAUCCUUCUCCCUUCCUGUCCUUGGUGAGUUCCUCGAUGCACCGCCAACUGGUGAGCUCGAGCCUAGAAGGUCCCACCGCGUCGAGUCGGACGAAAAAGAUAUGGGCAUGACAUAUGAGGAAAUAUUCACUAUGGCGAAGCUACGGAAGGAGGAGCGAAUGGGUCCCGUCGCUAUGUUCGAGCGGAUGCUGAUCGAAUGGCGUGACGAGAAGAGUCCAGAAGAAACUGCAGUCUUGGUGAAGAGGUUCCAUCAUUUCUAUGCCAUCAACCGACACAAAAUGACGACUAUGACACCUGCAUAUCACACCGCGGAGUACAGCGCAGAGGACCCAAGACCAUUCCUGUACCCUGAGUUCCAGAGCAGCCUGGAUUGCAAGCGCAUCGACCUGAUGGUUUACGACAUUGAAGGGAAGAGAGAAAUGCGAAAAGGCUUGGCAUUACGGCCUUAG
Molecule: messenger RNA, 2136 nt
Organism: Ascochyta rabiei
Lineage: Eukaryota; Fungi; Ascomycota; Dothideomycetes; Pleosporales; Didymellaceae
Product: NAD(+) synthase (glutamine-hydrolyzing)
Exons: 4
Coding region: 1-2136 (711 amino acids)
Biological process (GO): NAD+ biosynthetic process
Cellular component (GO): cytoplasm
Molecular function (GO): glutaminase activity; NAD+ synthase (glutamine-hydrolyzing) activity; ATP binding
Source: RefSeq, a predicted model, not a curated record